UCCCUGCCGGUCUCUGUUUCCCGGUUUCCUCAGUUCCCUGGCACCCAGGCUCUGACUGGCAGUGUAUCCCAGCUCCUUGCCCCGGCCAUUCCUCCCAUGCUGCCUUCAAACCCUGACGCCUGCACCUCUCCCAACCCCGACAGGGAGAGCUCAAGUAAGAGGGUCCAGUGGGCUUCUGGGAAGAGGAGGACGUCAUCCACAGACUCAGAGUCAAAGUCCCACGCCGACCCCUCCAAAGUGCCCAGGUCCCGGAGACCGAGCCGGCUGACGGUGAAGUAUGACCGCGGGCAGCUCCAGCGCUGGGUGGACCUGGAGCAGUGGGUGGACAAGAAGCUUCAGGAGCUCUUCCAGGAUCAACCAACCUCUUCCGAGCCGGAGAUUGACCUGGAAGCUCUCAUAGAACUAUCCACAGAGGAGCAGAAAACUCAUUUGGAGGCUCUUCUCCGAGACUGUCCCAGCCCCACAGAGCCUUUUAUCUCCGAACUGCUCAGUCAAAUCAAGAAACUCCGGAGACUCAGUCGGCCCCAGAAAUAAGACUUGUGAGACUACGUUCAGCAGCCUUAGCGCUGUCAGGCCUGCCCCGAGCCUCUGGAUCCUGAGCUGAGAGGGAAGUGGCUCCUUGGGACAUGGACAAGGAACAUUGGAAGAUGAGGUCACAUGUGGCCACCCCUGUUGUAUGUACUCACAGCUAGUUCUUGUCAGUUGGGCUUUCUGGGAGCGUCAUGGCCGCUGCCCAGUGUUUUCCUUCACAGCCAAAUGGAUAAAACCUUUAGGAGUCCCGGCUGAA
Pipistrellus kuhlii (Kuhl's pipistrelle) is the source of this 787-nucleotide messenger RNA. It is a transcript of the gene PPP1R14D, whose product is annotated as protein phosphatase 1 regulatory inhibitor subunit 14D. Gene Ontology annotation, molecular function: protein serine/threonine phosphatase inhibitor activity. Gene Ontology annotation, cellular component: cytoplasm. Bases 97 to 534 code for a protein of 145 amino acids. The record is from RefSeq and is a predicted model, not a curated record. Gene Ontology annotation, biological process: regulation of phosphorylation. Lineage: Eukaryota; Metazoa; Chordata; Mammalia; Chiroptera; Vespertilionidae. The transcript is spliced from 4 exons.